CAUAAUGUUGUUCAGAAACCAAUUAAAAAGAUUUCUUUUGUAUUAAACGCAAUAACUUGUGAUAUUACGACAUUUAGACAGUUCGCAAAAUUUUAUAUUUGCUUCUCCUGAAAAAAAAUCUACCGCCGCCCAUGACAAUAAGAAUCUUGUUGUUAGGCAACACACUUCAUUAUUGCAACAACACUUUGACAUAACAGUCAGUAAACCAGUUGCAAAUUCAAAAAUGGCACACGUUUGCAAACUACCUCACAAAGAUUCCAUUUCAUCCCUGUUUACUGGCGUCAAAUCCAAACUGAGACAGAGAUUAUUGAAGUACGUUUUGAUAUCAGAAACCAAUCCACUAUCCACCAAAUAUUUCAGAAGCCAUUUGGCCAUAAAUAGGGAAAAAAAGAGGCAAGUGAAAUCUGGAUACCUAUCCGUGAUUCAUCCUUUUAGUAAGCUUAGAGAAAAUUACGAUAAAUGGUUGCUAUUUUUUUAUAUAUGGAUUCUAAUUUUCAAACCUUUAGAGGCUUGUAUAUUAUGGGAAUCUUCUUCGAAGUUUGUGAAAGAAUUGUCUAUAAUUACAAUGUUUCUAACUUGGAUUGAUAUAGUUAUGAAUUGUUUUACUGGUUAUUACAUUAAAAGUAAUAAAUCUGUUGAACUUGGAGUUAAAAAAAUUUGUAAAAAAUACAUUUUUGGACCGUUUUUUCUAAUCGAUAGCCUAGGAUCAAUCUCGAUAUUUACAUUUCCUGUUAAACCACCGCUGAUUGUUUGUGGAAUACAUAAAAUAUUUUGCUUAUUAAGAGGCAUCAGAAUAAUUUCGGUUUUACAACUUUGGGUAAAACUGUUUUCCUUCAAGAAAUACAAAACUAUGACUUUCAUAUUCACCAUCUGUUGCUUGAAUAUAUUCGGUUUUGUACUGCAUUUUUUUAUUUGUUUACUGUUAUCUGUUACUUGGAUUGUAAGAGUAGACUUUGGAUUUGGCGUUGAAGCUGAUUCUCCAUUGAAAAAUGAAAUAUCUUAUAGUGUCUACAACGAAUAUCUGUUUAAAACUUCUGCAUUUCUACUUGGAAUAAGUUUACCACCGCAGUAUUUUAACGAUAUCAAGUUUACAGAAGAAUAUUUAACAGCAGUAAUCAUAUACGUUAUAGGAAAACUUAUGGUGAUAUCAACUUGGAUCACCCUUGUUUUAAUUAUUCUUGAAAGUAGAUCUAGAAAUAUUAAGUUUCAAAAAGUAAUGAAUCAACUGGAGAAUUAUAUGAAACAAAGACAUUUACCAUUAGGACUAAGAAAAAGACUUACACAACAUUACGAGUUCAAGUAUCAAAGCAACUACUUCAAAGUUAAUUUUUUGAAUUUCUUUCUAACAGGAGGAUUAAAAAAGGACAUCGAUUACGAACUAUGUAAAUCUUUAAUCAACAGUGUAUCCAUUUUGAAAGAAUUAUCUUUAAACGAAGUUAGGGAUAUAGUUCAAGUACUGAUACCAGAGAUAUUUCUACCAGGUGAUGUUAUAAUCCAAGCAGGUACUUAUGGAGAUUCUUUGUACUUUCUAUCCAGUGGUACAGUAGCUGUUUACACGCAUUCCGGAAGAGAAAUACGUCAUCUACAAGACGGUGCUUACUUUGGAGAGUUGGCAAUAGUUCUAAAAUCGAAAUCUAAAAGAACAGCAACUGUAGUGGCAGUAGAAAUCAGUCAAAUCUAUAGAAUGAAGAAAUCGGAUUUUAAUAGAACUUUAUUGAAGCACCAAGAGGUUUACAAGAAGAUUGCUGCUAAUGCACAAACGAGGUUAACGGAAAUUUCGCUUCAUGAAGAGCUUCAUAAGAAGUAUUUGUUUGAAUUGAAUUUGUUGGAUUAGUUGAUGAAUGAGAUUUUUAUAUAUAUUUUAGAAUUAUGUUUGUUACUUUCAAUUUAUUGUUUAUAAUCUUGUUUUUGUAAUUAUGAAUAUCAUUCCUUACUUGUUUAAACAAUAAAC
Molecule: messenger RNA, 1951 nt
Organism: Psylliodes chrysocephalus
Lineage: Eukaryota; Metazoa; Arthropoda; Insecta; Coleoptera; Chrysomelidae
Source: the annotation of a GenBank genome assembly